Molecule: messenger RNA, 1566 nt
Organism: Mya arenaria
Lineage: Eukaryota; Metazoa; Mollusca; Bivalvia; Myida; Myidae
Product: interferon regulatory factor 1-like
Exons: 7
Coding region: 322-1434 (370 amino acids)
Biological process (GO): regulation of transcription by RNA polymerase II
Cellular component (GO): nucleus
Molecular function (GO): DNA-binding transcription factor activity, RNA polymerase II-specific; RNA polymerase II cis-regulatory region sequence-specific DNA binding
Source: RefSeq, a predicted model, not a curated record
GGACUAACUUGUGAAAUUUUGCACAGGUUAAUCAGUGGUUGCGGAUAAUGAUGACCGAUUAGGAUUAACAUUCGAUUUGUUUAAUUAUUAAUUAAUGAAUUGAGGAUACACUACUACCAAAUAGUAUUUUUUUACUAUAAAUACCGAAACAUGUAAUUGGUUGAAAAAGGCAUGUGGUGCUGAUUACAUCAAGUGUGGAGAGAAACAUGGCGGCCUAGGACCCCUGCAUGCGUCUUUGUUGCACUCUCUCUCUUGGUACUUCUUCCAGGAUUUACGUUUAAAGUGUUAUUGUAGAUACACGUUAAUAAGAAAGAACCAACAAUGUCCCGCCGAGGAUGUCGGAAGCUGGGUCUUAUUCGACCAACUGACAGACCGCGCAUGCGCGACUGGUUAAUGGAGAAACUAGACGGGUGCCACCUUCCGGGGAUGGAGUGGGUGGACCGGAAGCAGAAGGUGUUCCGGAUCAAAUGGUGUCAUGGCUCUCGACAUGGCUACUGCUACAACGACUCUCUCGUAUUUGAGGCCUGGGCCAAACACACAGGUCGUUAUGACGAAGAUAACAAAGAGCCCAAGCGUUGGAAAGCCAAUUUCCGGUGCGCCAUCAAGUCCCUCAACGACAUACAGGAGAUGAACAACUCAGUGACCAAGGGCCAGAACGCCUUCCGCGUAUUUCAGAUAUUGGAAGCGUCAAUGCCAAAGAAGAGGGCGGCAACGUCAAGCGUGGUAAGGUCGAGGCCGGCAAAACAGCGCAUCAGCGAAACGGCUGACGUUGACGUCUCGCCUUCAACGAGUCACGCAGAUUCGGGGAUUUGUGACGAUGACGAAGUCAGUGACGCAGAGACUGACUUCAGAAUGUCCACGUCAAAACAGACUGGUUGGACCUUGAUUCAGGACGUGGAGAGUGUUUCCCGGUUGCCCCUCGGAAGACACACCGGAAGUUGCGACCAGGAGCCAACGGCCGGCACCAGCUACGGGAGUGCGAAGUCGAUUCGCGAAUUAACAUUUACUUUACCGCUAUUUGAGAAAAUCUGUCCUGAUCUCACAAAAAUAGAGUUUGGAAAAGAGCACAUCAUUCAGCGCCACCACAGUGGCUUUACGGUAGAACUUGUGACCAACGCAACGUCUGUAACAUCAUCGGCUGUACUUCCGACUGUUACGUUACCGGGGGUUACGUUGUUUCAAGAUCUUCAAAGCAAAGUCACCUAUCAGGCACAAGGCCAUACAGGGCAUUUUCCUCCAAUUCCUGCCGAAUGUGGUCAAUACAGUGAGGACUUUCCUGACGUUGCCGAAGAAGUGGUUUUAGAAACUACACCGGAUGACGUCAUCCAAUUCAUUCCACAGCCCGAUGAUGUCACACAAACUGUUUUCAUAGAGACCAGCACUGGCACAGAAAAUAUUGUGCAGUACACUGUCUUGAACAACUUCUCACCUUGAUAUAUAAAUCAUAUUUGUUUCAUUUAUUUCAUGAGGGUACCCCUACCCCGAUUUCUUUGAGUUUUAUGUUAUCUUUCUUGUUAUUUGUUUUUAAUGAUUUAUAAGUGUCAUAAAAUAAACAUGUUAAUUUAG